AUGUCAGACUCGAAAAUUCCCGAAGCAGAGAAGCCAGCUUCUGCUGCAAAUGCAGAAGUUAAGGUCGAUGCGAAAGCUGCUGCGAAACAGAAACCACCCAAUCCUAUGUGGAAGUACCUAGGAUUUGGUGAAAACUUUCGACCUAGAGUUCCAUCCCGAAACUGGAUGAUAUUCCUCUCCAUCACCGGGUCCUUCACCGCAGCCGUCGUCUACGACAAGAGGGAAAAGAAGAGGGCGCAGAGGAAAUGGUGUAGAUUGGUGGAACACAUUGCGAAAGAACCUUUGGGGGAUUCUCGCACGAUGCCAAGGAAACUUACUGUUUACCUAGAAGGACCACCUACUGAUGGCCUACGGAUUGCGCAAGAUCAUUUCAAGGAAUACGUCAAGCCGAUAUUGGUAGCUUCAGGGUUAGAUUGGGAGUUUAUACAAGGAAGGAAAGAGGGAGAUAUUCGAGCGGAAUUGGCCGAGAAAAUUCGUAAUACGAGACUACCUUUGGAGCAGAGAGCAGAGGAGCAGGACCCUAUUUUAGCGACACGGAAGAGCUCUGGAAUCAAGGAAUUUGAUGGGCCCAGAGGUGAUAUAGUACUUGGACGACAUACAUGGAAAGAAUAUAUCAGGGGUGUACAUGAAGGCUGGUUAGGACCAUUAACCGAACCCCCCAAACCCAUGGAAGAUAUCCCAGAAGCAGCAGAAACAUCAGCUCCAACCCCAGAAGCCGAGACUCCAGUCGAUUCUCUCUUAGGAACCACAGUCCACACCAGCACCAACACCGACCCCUCCAAACCCGACGAUGCAUCACCCACCGCACCCCCACCAAUCCCCGAAGAAAAACCCGCUGAAGACAAGAAUAAAAAACCAUCACAACUAUCCCCCUUCAUCUCAACCUCGGACUACGCAUCCGCAACCCUUCCCUCAUCUUUCCCAGCAGAACUAGACCCUUCAGCUGCAAUCUCUUUCCCCCACAUCCUCGGUUUCCUCAACACCCCUACCCGUCUCCGUCGCUUCCUCAAUCGUCGCUAUCUCGCCGAUCAAAUCGGUCGCGACACUGCUGCCAUUAUCCUGGCUACCUAUCGCCCCUACCACGAUUCCUCUCCCUCCUCUCCCUCCUCCCCAUCAUCCCCAGAAUCAUCCUCAUCAUCCUCCGAACCCGAACAAGCAGCCCUCCUAGAAGAAGAAGAAAAAGAAUGGCAUAAAUCCGUCCGCAUCCGUACCCCCACAGAACCAGAAAGAACAUGGUUAGAACCCAUCACUCUAGAUCCGCGCAUAGCGUCUCGAAUGCGCAAAGCGGAGUUGACAGAAGAAGAAGAAGAGAAGGCGAAGAGGAUAGUCGUUAGUGAGGAGGAGGUAGAGGGGUGGAUCAAGGGAAGUGUGAGGAGUUUGGGUCGUGCGGGCUUGGAGUGGUUUGCAGGGGAAAAGGAGAAGAAACCUUGGGAACAGGGGAAUGAGGGCCAGGAAAAUGAAUGA
Messenger RNA from Sclerotinia borealis F-4128, 1464 nucleotides. The record is from the annotation of a GenBank genome assembly. NCBI's taxonomy places the organism in Eukaryota, Fungi, Ascomycota, Leotiomycetes, Helotiales, Sclerotiniaceae.